Drosophila subobscura is the source of this 1607-nucleotide messenger RNA. Its product is annotated as damage-control phosphatase ARMT1. The transcript has 4 exons. Bases 83 to 1537 code for a protein of 484 amino acids. The record is from RefSeq and is a predicted model, not a curated record. Gene Ontology annotation, cellular component: cytoplasm; nucleus. Gene Ontology annotation, biological process: DNA damage response. NCBI's taxonomy places the organism in Eukaryota, Metazoa, Arthropoda, Insecta, Diptera, Drosophilidae. Gene Ontology annotation, molecular function: phosphatase activity.
AACCCAUCGAAAAUAAACUGAAAUGCUGCACUGGUCGCACAAAAAUUCUCUGUAGAAUACAACAGUGGCAGUAGGUGUCAUAAUGGAGUCCCCAAACAGUCCUUCGCUGGAACAGUCUGCUGGUCCGACUGAGGAUGAGCCGAAGACAAAGUCCCAGGCGGAACAAACAGAUGGUAGUAAUAUCGUGUCCAGGGUCUUCAAGACAGAAUUCGAUGCCAAAUAUAAGAUAUACGACAUGCGAACGCCGCUUAAUGCCUUCAUGUCGGGGCAGUAUAAGCGGAGCGGGGCAUACAAUACUCUGAGGAAUCGCCUUCCCGUCAUUUUGACGAAUGUGAUAGACACGCUGACCAAGGAUAAGAGCGAGCUGGUUGAACAAUUCGGUGAGGAAGCCCGCGAGGAACUCAAAAUCAUCAUUGGCCUCAUAUCCAGGCUGAAGUACGAGCUGCAGACGGACAAGCCGUUUCAGGCAUUCGCAGGCGAAGAGCCCGAUCGUGCACUUUGGAAUAAGUUUCUCAGUCUGCUGCCCGAUGAGGAGCGCACCUUCUUCAGAUCCUGUUGUCUGUAUUCCGAGUGCUAUAUGCACAGGAAACUCUACUCCUUUGUGGAGAACAGCAUCUUCCUAAGGCCGUACGACUUCCACGUCAAGAUCAAGGAGCAUUCGUUGACGAGCUGCAUAGAUGAUGUACUCUCGCUCACCAAGUAUACGCGUCGCACAGACAAAAGCCUGGAAAUCUUUGGGGAGCUGCUGAGGAUUAACUUGUGGAGCAACUGCAACGACGCGCCCAGAGAUCUGGAAACACCGGCACCACCACCCUCGCCAUUCAAUAAAAAUGUGCUUGAAGAUGUCAUCGCAGCAGAUGAAUACAUACUCGCCAACCAAGAGGCGCAGAUUUGGCAGUGCCUGGACAACCGGAAGCAGAAUAAGCCAAGCCAAGUGGAUUUUAUUCUGGAUAAUGCCGGCUAUGAGCUGUUUACCGACUUCAUCUUGGCAGAGUACAUGAUUGAGAAGGGACUGGCCACAAAGGUUUGCUUCCAUGUGAAGGCACAUCCCUGGUUCGUGACUGACGUGACGGCGCGAGAUUUCAAAUGGACGCUGGAAUACUUGAGUCAGCAUCCAGAUUAUAUCAUUAGCUUAAUUGGCAAAAAGUUUUUGCAGUUCCUGGAGGAGGGAAAGUUUGAAUUAGCUCAUAUCUCACAUUUCUGGACAUGUCCAUACCCAUUUUACAGAAUGCGCGAGGCAGAUCCUGACUUAUACAGCUCUCUGCAGCAGUCCAAGCUAAUCGUUUUCAAGGGCGACCUUAAUUAUCGCAAGCUCCUGCAAGAUGUUUGCUGGGACUCCACCCAGGACAUGAACACAUGCCUGCGCGGUUUCCUGCCGAGCAAUAUGUGUGCUAUUCGUAGGGUCAAGGCGGAGGUCAUAUGCGGACUGCCCGAGGGUGUUAGUGAGACUCAGAGCCGAAAGGAUCCCCACUGGAUGAUCUCUGGCAUUUUUGGCGUCAUCCAGUUCGUGGAUGGAUCACGCGAAUUUGGCUAUUAGAGCGUAAAAUGUACCAAAGGCUUUACAGUUUAAAUUAUUUAUUAUAAAAUACAAUUUGAAUCCAACUUAA